Trichoplusia ni (cabbage looper) is the source of this 9059-nucleotide messenger RNA. RefSeq names its product E3 ubiquitin-protein ligase Ufd4 (gene Ufd4). Gene Ontology annotation, biological process: anatomical structure development; proteasome-mediated ubiquitin-dependent protein catabolic process; protein K63-linked ubiquitination. The record is from RefSeq and is a predicted model, not a curated record. The transcript is spliced from 47 exons. Bases 224 to 7525 code for a protein of 2433 amino acids. Gene Ontology annotation, cellular component: nuclear speck. Gene Ontology annotation, molecular function: protein binding; metal ion binding; ubiquitin protein ligase activity. NCBI's taxonomy places the organism in Eukaryota, Metazoa, Arthropoda, Insecta, Lepidoptera, Noctuidae.
AAAAGUGUAUGUGUAUCUGUGGAAAUGGCGACCGAUGAUUCUGGUGUCAAGAGAUUUUUGUAGAAAAUCUUGUGCGAAUAAAUUGCGUUGUAAUAUCAGCUGGUGUUAAUUCUUUCACAAAAACUUUAGAUUUCUGUAAAAUAGUUAAAAGUGCAUUUUAUUUGACAUCGAUGAUUAGUGUCAACUGAUUGCAAGUGGUGACCUGGGCCACUAAAUCAACAAGAUGGCGGAAGUGGAUCCAGAGACCCUGUUAGAAUGGCUGCUGACUGGACAGGGUGAUGAGCGUGACAUGCAACUCAUUGCUCUUGAACAACUUUGCAUGUUACUGCUUAUGUCUGAUAAUGUUGACAGAUGCUUUGAAAGUUGUCCUCCAAGAACAUUUCUCCCAGCAUUGUGCAAAAUAUUCCUUGAUGAAUGUGCACCAGAUAAUGUUCUAGAGGUUACAGCUAGGGCAAUAACUUACUAUUUGGAUGUUUCUGCUGAAUGUACUAGACGAAUUGUAGCCAUAGAAGGCGCAGUAAAGGCAAUCUGCAGCAGAUUGCUCACAGUUGAUCCUAAUAACCGAACCAGCAAGGAUCUUGCUGAGCAGUGCAUUAAAGUACUGGAGUUGGUCUGCACCAGGGAGGCAGGUGCUGUGUGGGAAGGUGGUGGCCUACCUGCAGUCUUACAUUUUAUCACUCACCAUGGUACAUCUGUUCAUAAAGACACCCUGCACUCAGCCAUGGCUGUUGUGUCAAGGGUUUGUGGUAAAAUGGAACCGGGAGACGCUCGUGUGGGUGACGCAGUUUCGUCACUAUCGGCUUUACUGUGCCAUAAUGACGCGCGUGUGGCUGACGCCGCACUCAGGUGUUUCGCGUCACUUGCUGACAGAUUCGCGCGCGCGCAUGCUGACCCUGCUCCCCUCGCCGAACACGGUUUGAUAGAAGAACUCGUUCGGCGUCUAGGAAGUGCUGAAAGUGGCGAUGAUAAAUGUUCUGCUCCAGCUGUCUCGACUACCGUUAGUUUGCUCUCUACACUGUGCCGUGGAUCUGCACAAAUUACUCACGAUCUCGUGCGUCUGGAAUUAUGUUCAGCCGUUGAAGCCGCGGUGCAAGCCGACGAGCGCUGGUGUCUAGAGUGCAUGCGGCUCGUAGAUUUAUUGCUAGUUCUACUAUGUGAAGGACGUCAUGCUAUACAGAACGGGUCGACUCGUAACGGCAGCUCGACGUCUGGGUCGAGCGGGUCUGGCGGUGCGAGCGGCGAGGGCUCGUCGGCCAGCGGCAGCGGCGCGCGCGGUGACAAGUCGCACCGCCAGCUCAUCGACUGCAUCCGCGGCAAGGACACGGACGCUCUGCUGGCCGCCGUCUCCAGCGGAGCUGUCGACGUCAACUUCACUGAUGAUGUCGGACAGACUCUCCUCAACUGGGCGUCGGCUUUCGGAACCAGGGAAAUGGUCGAGUUUCUUUGCGAAAAAGGCGCUGACGUGAAUCGUGGUCAACGUAGUUCAUCUCUGCAUUACGCUGCUUGUUUCGGCCGCCCAGCCAUUGCUAAAGUGCUACUACGUUAUGGUGCAAAUGCAGAUUUACGAGAUGAAGAUGGUAAAACACCUCUUGACAAAGCACGGGAACGUCACGAUCAAGGGCACAGGGAAGUAGCAGCCAUAUUGCAGUGUCCAGGCGAGUGGUUGGUAGUUGGCAAUCAUGAUUCUCCUUCACCAUCCAAUGACGAUGAUUUUCCAGAAACUGGAGACAAAGAAAUGGCUGCAGUUUAUCUAGAACGGCUGGUGCCGGUGUUCUGCUCGCGCUACCUGGGCGCGGGCGGCGCGGGCGUGCGGCGCGCCUGCCUGUCGCUGGUGCGCAAGAUGGUGCACUACGCGCCCGCGCGCCUGCUGCGCGCCAUCUCGCUGCGCCGCGACCCGCCCGCCGCCGCGCUGCUCACGCAGCUCGUGGCCGCCGUGCUCGACAACGCCGGCGAGCUGGGCGCGUGGCGGCGCGGCCCGGCGCGAGUGCUGCGCAGCCGCUAUAUCCGCCCGCCUGCGGAUGACGAUGACGGCCAUCUUAUCGUGCUUGGGAUCGCUGAAGAGUUGAUGGUGAAAGCCUCGGACAUAUACCUGGAACAGUUCGCACGGCUCGGCGUAUUUAGCAAGGUCGAAGGCUUGGCUGCAGCUCCAGCUGCAUUUCUGACAUCUGAUAGUGAAAAUUCUAAUAUUCCCGGCUGCAGUGAAGACGCUUCCUGCUUGUCAAGCGGCGUGGGUUACUCGUGGGCGGAGUGGUCGCUGUGCCGCGGGCGCGACGCGCUGUACGUGUGGAGCGACGCGGCCGCGCUCGAGCUCAGCACGGGCAGCAACGGAUGGUUCCGCUUCCUCCUCGACGGAAAACUCGCCACCAUGUACUCUAGCGGCAGCCCCGAACAUCAGACCGACAACACCGAAAAUCGUGGUGAAUUUAUUGAUAAACUCCAAAGAGCACGUGCUUCAGUGAAAAAUACGGUUCCACAACCAAUUUUAUCCAAACCCGGAGCAGCUAAAUUAAUUAUUGGAAACUGGGCUCUGUCAUGUAAAAAGGAAAAAGAACUUCAAAUUCACAAUACGGAUGGACAACAGCAAACUACGAUACUGCGAGAAGAUUUGCCAGGAUUUAUCUUCGAGUCUAACAGGGGCACUAAACAUUCAUUUACAGCGGAGACAUUUUUAGGGCCGGAGUUGGCGAGCGGCUGGACUGACCGAAGGACGGUGACGCCCCACAAUGCUGUUAACGUCAGUCGAUCAAGACUGGCUGCCAAGGCUGAAGCUCUCAAAGCUCAGGUAUGCGAACGUGCUCGUGCACUUUAUUCACGACACUUGGCGAACGCUGCUACUCGUCAGCCACGUCCACCUGUAGCAAGACUGCGGGCCUUACUGGCGCGAAUGCAGCGUCUAGCUACGCAGCCUACUGAUGAUUGGCAAAGGGAAUUGAACGAGUCUCUGGAACAACUGACAGAGCUCUUGUGUGGUGAUGAACUGCUCUCUGCGUACGAGUUACAGUCAUCUGGUCUCGCACCUUCGCUAUUACAAGUACUGUCGCCGCAAGCUAAUGACAGCCCGGGGCAGGCGGGCGAGCGCGCGCGGCUGGUGCGCGCGUGGGUGUCGCGCAGCGGCGGCGCGGGCGGCGCGGGCGGCGUGCUGGCGGCACGCCUGGUGGCCGUGCUGGAGAGCGUGGAGCGCCUGCCCGUGCACGCGCCGGGGGGCGACGCGCCGCCGCCCUCCGCCGGCACGCUGCACCAUCUCACCAAGCGCAUCAGGUUACGCAUUGAACGCGCAACUGAUGAGAGUACUGAGGAUACGACGACAAACAAUGGAAACAACGCUGGUAGAAAUCUGAAAGUCGAGGCUUUGACUACAGUUCGUCAAUUAGAGAGGUUCCUUGCGAAGUCAGUCGCUAGGCAGUGGUACGACAUGGAGCGAACCAGUUUUAACUUCGUGCAAAAGAUAAAAACAGAAGCACCUAUGGUGUUCAAUUAUGAUCACGAUUUCGACGAGAAUGGUAUUCUUUACUUUAUCGGCAGUAAUGGGGGUACUUGUGAAUGGGUCAAUCCCGGUGCUCACUCCUUAGUAAGCGUUUGGUCCUCCGAUGGUAGACAACUGCCUUACGGCCGAGCCGAAGAUGCCUUGUCAAGGUCUCCGGAGCCACUGAACGUGCACACCAACGAUGAUAGACGAGCGUUUAUAGCAGUAGAUCUAGGCUUACAAGUGGUGCCUUCCGCGUAUACAUUACGACAUGCUCGCGGCUAUGGACGGUCAGCACUCAGAAACUGGUUAUUCCAAAUGUCGACGGACGGUAUAACGUGGAGCACGCUGCUGGCGCACAACGACGAGCAGGCGCUGCAGGAGCCGGGCAGCACCGCCACCUGGCGGCUGCGCGCCGACGCGCCCUACCGCUACCUGCGCAUACAGCAGAAUGGGAAGAACGCCAGCGGGCAGAGCCACUACCUCUCCCUCUCCGGCCUGGAGAUCUAUGGAAAGGUGGUAGGCGUCAGCGACAACGCGCCACGUCAGUGCGGCGGCCCCAACGGCGGCACGAGCACGACGCCGGCGGGCGGCGCGGCGGGAGGCGCGGCGGGCGCGGCGGGCGCGGCGGGCGGCGGCGCGCGCGCCAGGCGCUGGUCGCGGGGCGCGCGCGGCGUGUGCGCGGGCGCGCGCGUGCUGCGCGGCCCCGACUGGAAGUGGCGCGACCAGGACGGCGCGCACCCCGCGCUCGGGACCGUCACCUCCGACCUGCACAACGGCUGGGUCGACGUCAGGUGGGAUCACGGAGGACGCAAUUCUUAUCGUAUGGGCGCCGAGGGAAAAUUUGAUCUGAAGGUAGUGAGUGGUGGCGCUACUGGUGGAGCCGCGUGUGGCGAGGCCAAACAAGGUCGCAAGAGCCACUCAACGCCAAGCCUGCCGGACGCUACUGCCGUUGAUCACCAGGUAUCGGUGGCAUCGACUGAGCAAGCGUCAUCUGCAGAUAACAUAUCAAGUGAGGAAAUGGCCAGUAACAUGUCUCGACCUCGCACACACGCCACAGAUUUAUCUGCAAUUAAUAACUCGACACAUCAUAUUAAUACAGAUCUUGCAACGAUAGUAGAAUCGUUGACUCUAGGCGCUGAGAGCAAUAACUGUAUGGCAGAUUUGGGUAAUACUUCAUUUACAAAUAUGGAAUUGGGACCAACCAGCAUCACAGACAUUACUAAGCCUUACCCUGCUAAAGAACCUGUACCUGAAACGAAUACUCAAGAGGAGCGCGAGGCGCGCCGCCGCGAGGGCGACGCUGUGCGCAACAGUGCCAACGCGCUGCUGUCCAGCGACCUGCUCGCUCUGCCCGCCUCCCUGCUGCACACCCUGCGGAACAAUGCCAACCGCCUGCACAUACAGUGUGAAGACAACGAUGCUGCCGAUGGACAAUACGGUGACCACAAGAAGGACAGUCAGUCCGGCGGGUCGGGUGCCAUGAGCGCUAGUGAACCAGAUCUGACGCAACAGGUAAAUAGAGGUGCCGCCAGGCUGCUGGAGUCCCUGGGCGUGGGGCGCGGCGCGGGCGCAGGUCGCGGCGCCAACCCGCAGCGCGCCACGCGGACUAACCACUCUACUAGUCUGUUCCCCAGUUUGGUGCGCCUGGCCCUAUCAAGCAAUUUCCCUGGCGGACUAUUAUCGGCAGCUCAGAGUUAUCCAUCGCUCGUUCCUAACGCACAAAAUGCUCUUACUUUGUCUCUUACAUCUACAUCGAGUGAAAGUGAACAGUGGCUGCAGGUGUCGCUGGAGGACUUCCUGGAGUCGUGUCGCGCGCCCGCGCUGCUCACCGAGCUGGAGGACGACGAUGAGGGCGACGACGCGCUCGACAGCGACAAGGAGAACGAGCCCACCUACCAGGAGGUAGUCUCUCGCAAUCUUCUGUCUUUAAUGGAGGAGGAAGCUUUAGAGGCAGUCCGCGGCAGCAGCGGUCAGGGUGGCCGCCAGCGUAAGCCAUGGGACGAUGACUUUGUGCUCAAACGGCAGUUUUCUGCCCUCAUACCUGCUUUUGAUCCUCGCCCUGGAAGAACCAAUUUGAACCAAACAGUCGAUCUGGAGAUCCCACUGAACGAGUCAUCAGACGGUGAAGAGAGCAGCAGCUCGGACUGCGGGCAGGCGGGCGCGGGCGGCAGCGCGGGCGCGGCGGGCGGCGGCGGGCGUCUGCCCGCGCUGCGCCUCGUGCUGUCGGCGGCGGGCGCGUCCGUGGCGCUGGAGCGGCCCAACUGGACGCUGUACCGCGCCGUGCUGGCGCUCAACGCGCGCCUGCCGCUCGCCGACACGCACCGCGACCUCACCUACACAUUGACUUACAAAGAAAUCGAAGGGAUGGAGACAUUCGCUUCUUCCAGCGACAGCGAAGAUGACGAACCUUGUGAUCCUGAGCGCGGCAUCGCGGGCGCGGAGGGCGCGGAGGGCGCGAUGGCGACGUGUUGCGUGCGCGUGCUGCGCCGCCUGCGCGCCGCCGCGCCGUCGCUGCCGCCCGAGGCCUUCGUGUCCACCAAGCUCACCAACAAGCUGCACCAGCAGCUGCAGGAGCCGCUCACGCUGGCCGCCGCCGCCACGCCGCUAUGGUGUCAGCAACUGAAUGACUGGUGUCCAUUCCUGUUCCCUCUGGAAACUCGUCAAAUGUUCUUCGCUUGUACGGCUUUCGGAACUUCUCGUACAAUUGUCUGGUUGCAAGCGCAGAGGGAUCGCGCUCUAGACCGGCAAAGAUCUGGUAACACUGUAUCCCCACGCCGCGCCGAAUUGGAAGCGACCGAGUUCCGAAUGGGACGUCUGCGUCAUGAGCGUGUGAGGAUACCUCGGCAACCCGAUCUGUUGCGGUCUGCUAUGCAGGUGAUGCGCGUGCACGCGGGCCGCAAGUCCGUGCUGGAGGUGGAGUUCGCGGGCGAGGAGGGCACGGGGCUGGGCCCCACGCUGGAGUUCUACGCGCUCGUGGCGGCCGAGCUGCAGCGCGCCGACCUGGCCAUGUGGCUCAACGACUCGCCGCACGCCGCCGCCGACCACGACUCCGCGCCGCACCAUCUCGUGUUGCCCGACGAAAAACCUCCGGGUUAUUACGUGACGCGAGCUGGUGGUCUGUUCCCGGCACCACUUCCUCAAGAUUCACCCGUCUGUGAUAAAGUUUGCAAAUAUUUCUGGUUCCUCGGAGUAUUCUUAGCUAAGGUACUACAAGAUGGAAGACUUGUCGAUUUGCCGCUUUCAGAACCUUUCCUGCGUAUCAUGUGCGGCGAAGAAUUGACUAAUGACUGUCUGGAGGAAAUCGAUCCGAUCAGACAUCGUUUCCUGCAAAGCGUGUUGGCGGCGGCGGAGAACUAUGACUUGUUGAUGCGCGACCAGUCGCUGGAGGUGGAGGAGCGCGCGCGCCGCAUUGCCGAGCUCACGGUGGAGGGCGCCAGCUUCGAGCAGCUCGCGCUCACCAUGACGCACGUGGCCGCGCACACCGACGCCGCCGUCGCUGUGCAGCCGCUCACCGACAACGGAGAGAACAUCGAGGUGGGCCCAGCGAACGCGCGCGCCUACGCGGAGGCGAGCGCGCGCUGGAUGACGCGCGGCGGCGUGCGGCGGCAGGCGGCCGCCUUCCGGCGCGGCUUCGGCGCCGUGUUCCCGCCGCGCCGCCUGCGCGCCUUCUGCGCCGCCGAGCUGCGCCUGCUGCUGUGCGGCGAGCGCGGGCCCGUCUGGACGCGCGACCAUCUGCUGCAGUACACCGAGCCCAAGCUCGGCUACACGCGCGACAGUCCCGGUUUCCUUCGUCUCGUGGAUGUGCUCGUGGAGAUGUCCCUCCGUGAACGUAAGGCAUUCUUACAAUUUGCAACGGGCUGCAGCAGUCUCCCGCCUGGUGGACUCGCUAAUCUGCACCCUAGACUCACUGUAGUGCGAAAGGUUGAUGCUGGUGAUGGAUCCUACCCCUCUGUGAAUACUUGCGUUCACUACCUGAAACUACCUGAGUACUCUUGCAAGGAAGUUCUGCGGGAAAGACUGCUCGCAGCCACCAACGAGCGUGGCUUCCAUCUCAACUAGACACAAGUAUAAUAAGCGGGUACCAUGACCCUGCGUCUCGAACAUACAUUUACAUAAACAUGUUCAGAAUAACUUACCCUGCACUUUCGCCUGUGGCCACGUGGAAUUAGAAUAAUAAUUAUGUAUUUAUUCAACAUCAGUAGUCAUUGACUUCUAAGAGAAAAAAACAGUGCUCGUCAAACAUUUAAUAACUAACAGUGCAUUACAUAUGAAGAUAUAGUUAUUUUAAACAUAUAGAUUAACAUUUUAGUAUGUCAGCUAAUAAUGUAUAAAUGAUCUCUUGAAACAUUUUUUUCAAGACUUUAUUCUUAUGAAAUAAAUAGUAUUUUAUUAUAUCGUGGUAUUGAACUUAUUCUUUGAAGAAAAAAAGUGUCGUACGGCGUAGUUUUCGUUAUUAUCAUGCAAAUAUAUUUUAUUUUUAAAUAUUAUGUAUAAAUAAUUGCAUGGGUUGAAAUAUAGAAUAGAGUGAUUGCGGAAAAUGAAGAGGCUGUCUACUGUAAACUAUUUAUUAUAUUGGGAAUUAAUGGCAAUAUUCAUUAAAUACGUAUUAUAUCACUUUCAGUGUAGACCUCAAAAAAAAAAACCAUAAUGUUUAAACUUUAUCUAUAAAAUAAAGUAUUUUGGAUAUCAAUAUUAUAGUAAGAUAAGCGAUUUUCACUUCAAUAUUUGACAUCGCUUCACUUGAUAAUUACAUUUUAAUAAUAAUUACACCAAAACUAUAUAACGGUAGGAUUUGUUUAGGUAACUUUGGUUUGAGUGUGUUUGAAAGUAAAUUAAUAAAGUUCUAGGCGACUAGCGUUUGCAAUCUAAUUUUAGGUAAAUGUUUGUGUAUGCCGUGGUGAUAUUUAGUUUUACUCUCGGGUAUGCCAGUUGUUACAAGAAGCGUCUUCUUGAAAUGUAAUCAGUGAUCUGUCGGCUAAAAAUGAUUAUUAUAUUUACAAUUUCUUUUUUGAGUUCGUGCUUCCAUAACACUUUGUUAGAAUUCAAUUUCAGAUCAAAAUAUUUGGUUGAACAAAAUGUUUGUAAUAAAAUAAAUAAAUGUAACUAAAAAACAAAUGCAAACAUUUCGGUGAUCAAACCAUAUUUCUGUGUUACGGCUAGAAUGCACAAGAAAAACACCAGCAGACUUGAAACUAUAACAAGAAAUGAAAUCUAAAGUAAGACCAAGAAGAAUAAUCUCUAAUGUGAUGGCAUCGGAAUAAAUCAUUUAUUAAAGCCGUAGCACUAAAUGUGUGAUUGUGAUACCUGAUUAGGACUAAAAUAUGGUAAAAAAUAUAAAAUUUUAACUGUAGGGUGUGAAACACUUACGCGUUUCUACGAAGAUAUUUAGAUAUGUUCCUUUAGUUAAAUAAUUUUGUCAACUGAAAGUUGGUAUAUAUUGUGAUUUAUUAUUAUAAAAGUACUUUACGAAUUAAAAUAUAUUUAGUUUAAAUUUAAUAGGUAUUUAGACUAAAAUUAAUAACCGUAUGGCAUCAUGUAGUGCUCAUGUAAUAAUUGUUGUUGAGGAUUGUAUCAAUAAAUUAAGCAAAAAUCA